Molecule: messenger RNA, 372 nt
Organism: Mytilus trossulus (common blue mussel)
Lineage: Eukaryota; Metazoa; Mollusca; Bivalvia; Mytilida; Mytilidae
Exons: 2
Coding region: 1-372 (123 amino acids)
Molecular function (GO): protein binding
Source: RefSeq, a predicted model, not a curated record
AUGGCUGUCCCUUAUGGUACAGGAUCACCUCGCCCUUCAGGAGCGAGCGAGCGUCUUAGAGAAACCACAAUUGAUGACGGAGUUUGUGAUGCUACUGACUAUUUCAUGAAAGCUCAAAAUGAAAAGAAACGACCUCUUUUUUAUGUUGAACUUAGUGAAACAACAACACUGAAUAAAAACUCUAUUGUUAAAUUUGACACAGAGUUUAUUGACGAAGGAAACAACUUUAAUACAGGAGACGGUAUAUUUGUUGCACCAAUCGCAGGAUUUUAUUUAUUUUCUUGGAACGUUCAAACAUACACUUCGAAAAGUGUAGAAACCGAACUAAGAGUUGACAACAUUGUGAAAGGAAAGCAGUUAAUGGCUUUAUGA